Colossoma macropomum (tambaqui) is the source of this 1807-nucleotide messenger RNA. RefSeq names its product interferon-induced protein 44-like. The coding region runs from base 283 to 1188 and encodes 301 amino acids. Lineage: Eukaryota; Metazoa; Chordata; Actinopteri; Characiformes; Serrasalmidae. The transcript has 9 exons. The record is from RefSeq and is a predicted model, not a curated record.
CUUUAUGUGAAAAAUGACCUAAUUCAAUUGUUGAAUUCUAAACAAAGUGGUUCGAUGUGAAAUGGUGCUUCCUUACUGUUUUCUUUAUAGUACGAUAAUAGGAACCCAAGCCCUGUUUUAUGGUGGAAAAAAAAAAACCAGAACAGCAUCGACUGUUACAAUGUGAGCUUUUUACACAUAAUAAAUUUUAGGACUGGAGCAUCUGCAUACAGUAAAAACAGUCCUACAGACUGAGCAGCUUCCUUUCUAACAUUCUGAAAGCAAAAGGACAACAUAAAAGACAUGUAUGGUUUUCUUAAAUAUUGGUUAAAUGUCAGCUCCCCCCCCACCCCCCCACGCCCAGAAUUUGACACACCAUGGAGGCAAGUGACAUGGAGUGAAGAUAAGAAAAAUGAGAUGCUGAAAAAACUGAAGGAAUUCCAGCUCAGCACUCCAGACGUCGAUCAGCUCAAGAUUCUGCUUCAUGGCCCAAUUGGAGCAGGAAAGUCCAGCUUCAUUAACUCUGUGCACACCGCUCUCCAGGGCCGCAGCACAGCAGUUGCACCGGCCAAUUCAGCAGCUGGUGACAGUUACAGCUUCACUACCAAGUUCAAAUUUUACAGGUUGAAGAAAGAUGGGUCGGGAUCUUUCUAUCCAUUUGUCUUCACAGACGUGAUGGGCAUGGAGCACGGGCGUUCGAAGGGGGUUCAUACAGACGAUAUCAUCAGCAUAUUGCAUGGCCAUAUAAAAAAUGGCUACACGUUUAAUCCUUGUUGUCCAAUUGACAAAGAAAACCCAAACUACAUCAGCGACCCCAGCCUGAAAGACAGAGUUCACUGUCUGGUGAGCGUUCUACCAGCAAACAAAAUCUCCCUCACCUCUGAUGAUGUUAUCCACAAGAUGAAGCAAGUUCGGGAAAAAGCACGUGAUUUGGGAAUUCCCCAAGUCACCGUCAUGACCAUGGUGGAUGAAGCAUGUCCACUAGUCAGAGAUGACCUGGAAAAGAUUUACACCAGCAAGAAAAUAAAGGAGAAGAUGCAGGAGUGCAGUAACAAACUGGGGGUCCCAAUGAACUGCAUCUACCCUGUGAAGAACUACCAUGAGAAGAUUACCAAUGACCUGAAUGCAGAUAUUUUGAUUCUGAUGUCUGUAACAGAUAUCAUUUCUUUUGCAAAUGACUACAUAGAAGACCAGAUUUACACAGAAUAAAUACCCAUUAUGCUAAAUAUCCAUUUCAGCCAGUGAUGAGAAAAAGCAUCCUAUGAAACGAUGCUUAAUUUAGGUAAUGUACAUAUGCAUGAAUAAGCAGUAAAGCAAUAAGACUUCAUUUCACAGAUUUGUUACUUUAAGAUAAAGUAGACGUGUAAGACAGCAACGUAUUCAGUAACUUUGCUUUUGCACUUGUAAAUUAGGUAAUUGCAAUAACAAUGCUAGCACACAUGCUUGGAAGAGUGUCUAACAGAUGACUGCUCAUACAGAUAUCCCUAAUAAGCUAGUACUACUCAUAUACCAUACUCAUAUAUGUCAUUCCUUUGUUACAUGUUUACUAAUUAGUGUAAUAGUUUAUAAAUAUGUUUAAUACGUAAGAUAAUUAUGUACUAAAUGAUGCUCUAAGUAAGUAAAUAAGCUAAAUGUUUAUUAAUAACUAGGUCGGUAAGUAGAAUAUAAAUUUUAGUGAGGUCCAUUUUGCAUGUACUAAGUUGACAUAAUGAAUAAACCACAUUUUAGAAUAUGUGUACUAUGUAUGUGUUUUCCCAUUUUCCCAUUAAACACUGCUCAAAACAUUGUCAUUUUACAUGAGAGCAUUAAUAAAAGUUCAAAAAAUGAA